Pteropus alecto (black flying fox) is the source of this 4357-nucleotide messenger RNA. RefSeq names its product pecanex homolog 4 (gene PCNX4). The record is from RefSeq and is a predicted model, not a curated record. Bases 348 to 3890 code for a protein of 1180 amino acids. Gene Ontology annotation, cellular component: membrane. The transcript is spliced from 11 exons. NCBI's taxonomy places the organism in Eukaryota, Metazoa, Chordata, Mammalia, Chiroptera, Pteropodidae.
CAUUUGCGAGCGCACGUAGGGGGGCGUGGCGAGCCAGGCAAGCAUUGCCCGUCCUGGAGCGUGCGGAGGGUUCCGCGCCGGGUGGCGCCAGCGGGAGUUAACGUUAGCCAUGGAAACGCGGAGCCGGCCUUGGCGCGCCCGAGGUGAGCUGGUUGCCUGGCAGCCACAGCUUCUCGGCCUCUGCGUCGGUACCUGGAGCAGCCUCCCUGCAGGAGCGCCCAACCCGGGUUUACCUGCAAAAGCGCAGUCCAUGGGAUGCCUUCGCUUCGCCUCUUCCCUCGGCUGACUCGAGAGAUUUCUAUGUUACAGAAAAGGAUGUGCUUUCAGAAUAAUCCUGAGUGAGAAGGAUGAGUCCAGAUGUGCCUCUGCUGAAUGAUUACAAAAAGGACUUCUUUCUGAAGCGCUUUCCACAGACUGUUCUUGGAGGCCCAAGACUCAAAUUAGGCUACUGUGCCCCUUCUUACAUAUAUGUUAAUCAAAUUAUCCUUUUUCUGAUGCCAUGGAUUUUAGGUGGAAUUGGAACACUUUUGUACCAAUUAGGCAUCCUGGAAGACUAUUACACGGCAGCACUCUCAGGUGGACUAAUGCUUGGCACUGCAUUUGUCAUCCAGUUUACAAGUUUAUAUGCCAGAAACAAAUCAGUGACAGUAGAAAGAAUACUAACCACAGAUAUCUUAGCACAGGAAGAUGCGCAUGAAUUUACAAGUUGUGCCAGUGCUGAGACUAUCAAAUUUCUAAUUCCUGGCAAGAAAUAUAUAGCCAAUACAGUUUUUCAUUCUGUUCUCGCUGGGUUAGUAUGUGGCCUUGGAACAUGGUAUCUACUCCCGAAUAGAAUAACUUUGCUAUAUGGCAAUGCAGGAGGCACUGUUUUACUGUUUUUCUUUGGAUGGAUAACAUUAUGUACAGGAGAAUAUUCGUUAAUUGUAAACACAGCUAUAGAGACUGCGACUUUCCAAACCCAGGAUACUUAUGAAAUCACUCCUCUUAUGAGACCUCUUUAUAUAUUUUUCUUUGUUUCUGUAGAUCUUGCACACAGGUUUAUGGUCAAUAUACCAGUUCUAGAGCAAAUGAAUCAGGUUUUACACAUACUGUUUAUAUUUUUACCUUUUCUGUGGGCACUUGGAACCUUGCCACCGCCUGAUGCACUUUUCUUAUGGGCAAUGGAGCAGGUUUUAGAGUUUGGCCUUGGAGGCUCAUCUAUGUCAACCCAUCCACGGUUAUUAAUAAUGUUCAUCAUCUCUGCUGGAACUGCUGGAACAUCAUAUUUCAUUCCCAGCACUACUGGAAUGGUUCUUCUUAUGACUGGACUUGGGUUCUUAUUGAGUCUUAACCUAAGUGAGAUGGGUUUUGUCUUCAAACACAGUGUGACCAGACACGGAGUUGGAACCAAAUCUAAGGCUUUACUCAGUGGUUCAGAAAAACAGUUUACUUGGAAGGAAUGCCUUUUCUACAUCGUUAUAUUAGUCUUGGCUCUCUUAGAAAGUAUUUUGCUUCAUCACUUUGCUUGUUGUUCAAAGAUUUCCAAAAAUAGUCCCCAAGCUAUUGUUGGCUAUAUUUUGAUGAUAUUACUUAUAAUACUGUGGAUACUUAGAGAAAUUCAGAGUGUCUAUAUCUUUGGAAUUUUCCGAAACCCUUUCUAUCCCAAGGAUGUGCAGACCGUGACAUUAUUUUUAGAGAAGCAAGCAAGGCUCAUGAAGAUUGGUGUUGUCAGACGGAUUUUGCUAAAUCUAGUGUCGCCUUUUGCUAUGAUAGCAUUUCUUUCAUUGGACAGUUCCUUACAAGGGCUCUACUCAGUGUCUGUCUCCAUUGGAUUCACAAGAGCUUUUAGAAUGGUAUGGCAGAAUACAGAAAAUGCUUUAUUGGAGACAGUCAUUGUAUCAGCAGUGCACUUGUUGACCUCUAAUACAGAUAUAUGGUGGAACAGAAGCCUGGAUACAGGAAUCAGACUCUUAUUGGUUGGCAUCAUGCGUGAUCGUCUGAUUCAGUUCAUCUCUAAAUUGCAGUUUGCUGUGACUGUACUUUUGGCAUCAUGGAUGGAGAAAAAACGUAGAAAAUCAACCACCACUUUAUGUAUACUCAAUAUUGUCUUCUCUCCAUUUGUAUUGGUUGUCAUAGUUUUUUCUACACUACUCUCUUCUCCCUUACUCCCCCUCUUCACCCUUCCUUUGUUCUUGGUGGGGUUUCCCCGACCUACUCAGAGUUGGCCAGGAGUAGUGGGCACCACAGCUUGCGUGUGUGCAGAUACAGUGUACUACUACCAGAUGGUCCCAAGUUUGACCGCUGCACUGCAGUCUGCAAUGGUAGCUGGAAGUUUAGGUCUCCUCUUACCUGGGUCUCAUUACUUGGGCCGUUUCCAGGAUCGUUUAAUAUGGAUAAUGAUUCUAGAACAUGGCUAUACUUACUGCUGUAUUAACAUUAAGGGGUUAGAAUUGCAAGAGACAUCCUGUCAUACUGCUGAAGCUCUAAGAGUUGAUGAAGUUUUUGAAGGUGCCUUUGAACAGGAAGAACAUGCAAGAAUAUGUUCCAUUAACAAACAUUUUGGAAAUGUUUUGACACCCUGUACUGUCUUGCCUGUAAAACUCUAUUCUGAUGCCAAGAAUGUCCUAUCUGGCAUAAUAGAUUCUCAUGAUAACUUAAGAGAAUUUAAAGGUGACCUUGUUAAAGUACUUGUAUGGACACUUGUUCAGUAUUGCUCCAGAAGGUCCAACAUGCAGGAGAAUGUUGACAAGACUGAAAAUAAAGGGAAAGCAUCUCUAAUAAUCCUGCCUGCUUUGAAUACUUCACCACAAACUCAAUCCCCAGAUGACACAGAUAGUUUAAAUUCAGAAACUUUGGAUGACUGGUCUGAUGAUGUUUUUGAUGAUGAGCCAAUUACCAAAAAAGGAAAAGAAAAAGAUCAGUUGAAAAUUUUGCAAGGUAUAAAUUUGCCUAUUCCAGGAUCAAUAGAGUCACAGAGGGUCGAUGAUCAUUCUGUAGGCAAAGUUCCUAAAAACAGUCUUUAUGAAGCAGUAAUAUUGGGAUAUCCUGCUAUUGACAAAGGAAAACAAGAUAUGAUGUAUAUUCCUCUCAUGGAGUUCAGUUGUUCUCAUUCUCACUUGUUAAGCUUACCCAAAGAGUGGACAUCUAACUGUUUGCCUAAUUCUAAAAUGAGGGAGAUGAGCUCAUUAUUUCCAGAAGACUGGUACCAAUUUGUCUUAAGGCAGUUGAAAUGUUUUCAUUCAGAGGAAAAUGUCCCAAAUGUACUGGAAGAAAUUGCAAAGGACAAAGUUUUAAAAGAUUUUUAUGUUCAUGCAGUAAUGACUUGUUAUUUUAGUUUAUUUGGAGUAGACAAUAUGGAUCCUAGUCCUGGUCAUAUAUUGAGAGUUUACAAAGGUGUUUUGCCUUGGUCUGUUGCUUUUGAUUGGCUGACGGAAAAGCCAGAACUGUUUCAACUAGCUCUGAAAGCUUUCAGGUAUACUCUGAAGCUAAUGAUUGAUAAAGCAAGUUUAGGUCCAAUAGAAGACUUUAAAGAGCUGACUAACUGCCUUAAAGAAUAUGAAAGUGACUGGUACAUUGGUUUGGUAUCUGAUGAAAAGUGGAAGGAAGCAGUUUUGCAAGAAAAACCAUUCUUGUUUUCUCUGGGGUAUGAUCCUAAUAUGGGAGUUUACACUGGGAGAGUACUUACCCUUCAAGAAUUAUUGAUCCAAGUUGGGAAGUUAAAUGCCGAAGCUGUUAGAGGUCAGUGGGCCAAUCUUUCAUGGGAAUUGCUUUAUGCCACAAAUGAUGAUGAGGAACGUUAUAGUAUACAAGCUCAUCCACUACUUUUAAGAAAUCUUACAAUACAAGCGGCUGAUCCUCCCUUGGGCUAUCCAAUUUAUUCUUCAAAACCUCUCCAUAUACAUUUGUUUUAGAGCUCAUUUUGGCUUGUAAAUGUAUUGUCAUCAAAUGUCUUUAUUUUUUCAUUCUAGAAGAAUAACAAUAUAAUUUAUCAUAAUUUCACUGAACUUCCUUCCCCUCACACGUCAGAUGUCUUAGAAAAGCUAAGCUCUAUAAAGUUGAUUCUCUUAGCUAUCUUAAUGGUUUAAAAAACCCAACUUUAUAUCUAACAUAAAAGUGAGAACUGUUGGCCAAUAUUUGUGCCCUAUGGAUUGUGGUAGGCUUUGGUAAAUAUAAAACAUUUGUAUAAGAUUAGAUAAUAAAUUUUUUAAUGCUUUCUUAUGAUAGGUGACUUAUCUUACAAAAGUCAAUAGCUAUGUAAUUUUUAUAUACUGAAAAGGUAUACAUCUUGGUGUUUUUAAGUUAUAAAGGAUGCUGUUGAAGGCCAUAUAAUGUAUAUAUAUUUAUCUGAAAUACAAUUAAAUUUUAUAGUAUUUUCAAA